AGCGGGCGCCCCACCCCCAGCCGGUCCGCGGCGGCAGCGGUGGCGUCCGGCGGGAGGGAGUUACUGCCCCGGCGAGCCACCGAGCGCAUCGCGCCAUGGCAUGCGCGGGGCUGCUCGCCGUGUGUCUGCUCCGGCCCCCGGCGCCCGGACCCCCACGGCCUCCCGCAUCUGCCACGGGGCUCGCCGGACACGCGCUGUUCCAGGACGUUUUCCGCAGAGCAGACAAGAAUGAUGACGGUAAGCUCUCCUUUGAGGAAUUCCAGAAUUACUUUGCUGAUGGAGUUCUCAGCCCAGGGGAGCUGCAGGAACUAUUCAGCGGCAUCGGAGGGCAUCCCACCGACAAUUUAGAGACGGAGAAACUGUGUGACUACUUUUCAAAGCACCUGGGUGUCUACCGGCCUGUGCUGGCUGCCCUGGAGGCACUGAACCGAGCUGUGCUCUCUGCCAUGGACACUACCAAACUGGAAUAUGAGCAGGCCUCCAAGGUGGACCAGUUUGUGACACGCUUCCUGCUGCGGGAGACAGCCAGCCAGCUCCAGGCUCUGCAGAACUCUCUGGAGGGUGCAUCGGACACCCUGGAGGCCCAGGCCCGUGGCCCAUCAUAUACCAGGGCCUUGCCAGUCUGCGGGUCCAGAGUGUCGGAGGAAGAGAAUAUAGAAAUGCAGAGGAGGCUCCGUGGCAGCCGGCGGGCAGGACGAAGGGCUCUGAGGAGUGUCAGCCGGUCCCCCACCUGGUCUCCUGGCUCUUCUGACAUAGGGAAGAACUCAGAGGCUGCAAUGCAGUGGCGGCUCCAGGUCAACCGUCUUCAGGAGCUCAUAGACCAGCUCGAGUGCAAGGCCCCCCGGUUGGAACCUCUGCAUGAAGAGGACCUCACCAAGGGUCCUGACUCGUACAUACUCGUGGCCCAGCGGCAGGUGCAGGUGGCCGAAUCUGCCCUGCGGGACUUCCACCGAGCCCUUUGCUGCUAUGUGGACUUCACAGGGGCCCAGAGUCAUUGUCUGCAUGUGUCUGCCCAUAAGAUGCUGGACAACACCUCCUAUACCCUGUACGAGUUUUGGCAGGAUGAAGCCUCCUGGAGAAGGCACCAGCAGGCGCCCUGCAGCAAGGCCUUCCAGCGCAUCCUCAUUGACCACCUGCGAGCCCCGGACACUCUCACCACUGUGUUCUUCCCAGCCUCCUGGUGGAUCAUGAAUAACAACUGAGCCUGACUUGCUUACACCAAGGAUCCGGAAGGCCUUGCCUGAUUCCUUCUGCACUGGUCAUCUCAGCACCAAGAGCAAGGACCCUGGCGCCUCCUAGACCUGGGCCUGGCCAGCUGGGAGAGGGGCUCAGCGCCAGGGCUCAGGGACUGGGCUGCUUAUUUGUUACUAUUGGUGUAUUUUUUGUUUGUAGCUUCAGCCUUCCAGGCAUCUGAAGUUUUCCACCUGGCACAGGAGGCCUGGACUUUGUCCCUUUUGCUCCUGCCUUGCUAUGUAACUAAGCAGGUCCCUUCCCUCUCUGGUUGACUCCCAGUGUCCUGCUUUCUUCCUGCUGUCUUGGGGCCAGGUUUCUGCUUUUCCCCAACCAGCGGCAGAACCAGGGCUGAUGCUCAGGGACCCUCAACCCCUUGAACCUCGCCCCUGAGACUGAGCCGGAUCAGUCUGCAAUGUGGAAUAAGGACCUGGGUGUCCCCAUCAUUCUCCUGCACCCACUGGACUUCCAACACCCAUAGUUCGCCAGAGAUCUCUGGAGGAUCCUGGGUUGGUUUGCAUGUCAUUUGCAUAUCAUUUGCAUGCCCACAUCCCACCCAUUCUCAGGGCACUAUGGGAAGCUCCAAGGUAACUUUGCCAAGUAGCAAUAAUUUGGGCUUAGAGUCAUCUGCUUCCCCCACAGACCUCUGCAUCCUAGCGUGGGACCCCAGUGCAGGGGCAAUAAAGGCAGUGCUCAUC
Cavia porcellus (domestic guinea pig) is the source of this 1928-nucleotide messenger RNA. RefSeq names its product N-terminal EF-hand calcium binding protein 3 (gene Necab3). The transcript is spliced from 13 exons. Gene Ontology annotation, molecular function: calcium ion binding. Gene Ontology annotation, biological process: regulation of amyloid precursor protein biosynthetic process. NCBI's taxonomy places the organism in Eukaryota, Metazoa, Chordata, Mammalia, Rodentia, Caviidae. Gene Ontology annotation, cellular component: endoplasmic reticulum; cytoplasm; Golgi cis cisterna. The coding region runs from base 96 to 1202 and encodes 368 amino acids. The record is from RefSeq and is a predicted model, not a curated record.